This is a messenger RNA of Acipenser ruthenus (sterlet), 4412 nucleotides long. Its product is annotated as UNC93-like protein MFSD11. The transcript has 15 exons. The record is from RefSeq and is a predicted model, not a curated record. The coding region runs from base 224 to 1591 and encodes 455 amino acids. Lineage: Eukaryota; Metazoa; Chordata; Actinopteri; Acipenseriformes; Acipenseridae.
UUGCGUGACACGUGAACUCCAUUUCCCAGAAGCCCUUGUCGUAGUUUCCCGAGUCAUAUGAUCACCUCAGCUGACAAGACGGAUUCAGGAUGGUUACCAGGAAAUCACUAUAAACUGUUUAUAUCCGCCAUACAACUUGGGAAACACUGUCUCAGACGUACAUUUCUUAUAGGAUCUGCCAAGGAGCUUCACGCAACGAGUUUUAACAUCCGAAGAUACAGUCAUGUCUCCGGAAGGGAAAAGGCUCCUCAAUAUUAUAAUCUUAGGGUUUGCUUUUAUGUUUAUGUUUACAGCUUUCCAGACCUGCGGCAAUGUGGAACAAACCGUGAUUAAGAGUUUCAACAGCUCCAAAUUCCAUGGGAGUGGAUAUACUAGCAUGUCCAUUAUUUAUGGGGUUUUCUCAGCGUCUAACCUCAUCGCCCCGUCUGUAGUCGCUGUAAUUGGCCCCCAAAUAUCAAUGUUCAUCAGUGGCUUGUUUUACAGUGCCUAUAUUGCUGUGUUUAUUUAUCCGUUAACCUGGUCCUUCUACACGGCUUCAGUGUUGGUUGGGAUAGCAGCUGCAGUGCUCUGGACUGCACAGGGAAACGUCUUGACUAUCAACUCUACAGACACUACCAUCGGGAGGAACAGUGGGAUAUUCUGGGCCCUCCUGCAGUUCAGUCUGUUCUUUGGGAACCUAUAUAUAUAUUUUGCUUGGCAUGGCAAAGCCCACAUUUCAGAAUGGGACACCAGGAGAGUCUUCAUCUCCCUGACAGUCAUCAGUCUUGUGGGCAGCUUCCUGUUCUUCCUGAUACGGAGGCCAGAGCCGGAGAGCGUGGCCCCUGACGGGACUGAGGCCCUCCUGCAGGCUGACCUGGGGGACAGCAGCAGUGGCAGCACCACCCCGUUAGCACAAGGAAGGAGUGCACAAGCUCUAGAUGCAUUCAAGAAAGCUGUCCAGCUGUCUGGCACAAAGGAGAUGCUGCUGCUGAGUAUUUCCAUCGCAUACACAGGUCUGGAGCUCACCUUCUACAGCGGAGUGUACGGGACCUGCAUCGGGGCCAUGAACCAGUUCGGAGAUGAUGCCAAGAGUCUCAUCGGACUCUCAGGCAUUUUCAUUGGCAUGGGAGAGAUCCUGGGAGGGGGGGUGUUCGGCAUGCUCAACACGCGCAGUCGUUUCGGGAGGAACCCUGUGGUGCUGCUGGGGCUGCUGACUCACUUUGUGGCAUUCUACCUCAUCUUCCUGAACAUCGCGGCUGACGCGCCCAUCGCCCCCGAGCAGGGCACAGACCUGCAGGCCUUCAUGAUCCCCAGUGUGGAGGUGGCGCUCCUGUGCAGCUUCCUGUUGGGUCUGGGUGACAGUUGCUUCAACACCCAGCUCCUCAGCAUCGUGGGCUUCAUGUUCCCUCAGGACAGCGCGCCUGCCUUCGCCGUCUUCAAAUUCAUACAGUCCAUCAGUGCAGCAGUCGCCUUCUUCUACAGUAACUACCUCCUGCUGCACUGGCAGCUGCUGAUCAUGGUGCUGACAGGGUUCCUGGGGACGCUCACCUUCUUCACAGCGGAGCGGGUGGCCACGGCCAAACGCCACGACUCUGAUUAUGACAGCAUCUGAGCAGGCGUGGGGGCAAGCCAGUGAGCCACCAGUGUCUUGUUUCCCCGUCUCCAAACUCUCUCUCGUUUCACGAUUCUUCACAAACUCUGGUCAUUCUCAGUUAGUUGCACUGUACUGCUUAAGGACUCUUAUUCACCACUCACAGUCCCUGUUCCCAAACUCAGAUCUGUUAGAUAUUCCUCCAACCUUUCUACACUGUUGUGGACAUCUUUACAAAUAUCUAGAAUGGUUUCAUGAAAACUUGGUUUGAGUCAUAAAAACAGUAAGAUGAAAAUAUUCUUUCAAUAACAAGGGAGCACUUUAUUUAGGUUCCACAACCAUGACUUAGGCUGCUUGAAUCCAGUUCAUAAGAAACACAAACACUUUGGUCAGGCACAUGGGAACCAGGCACAUCGCUAAACAGGCAGAGAAGUCCAGACACAACCAGCUGCUCUUAGGUUCAUGUACCUUUAUAAAUGUUUACUAUAGAAAAAUCACAGCACAGUGAAAGCAUAGUAAAGCAUAUAUAAAGUUGGGUAAACUAUGGUAAAUGCAUAACAUAAAGAUGGGAGAAAACUACUGUGCACAUUUACUGUGGUAAACUUUUAUAAGGGGACACUUGAAGUAAUGAUAAGAUUUACUACUCCCCUAUAAUAAACAAUGGUUUCAGGACAUUUUCAUAUAUUCUUUUACUGUAAGUAACACUGUCAGUAGAUUUGUUAUCUGGAUAAUUCGAUUUAUAGGCUUUCUCUAUCACUGGUUUGCUAGUUCUCCAAAUGGUUUCUCCACAUUACUAAAUGUAUUGAACUUUCCGUACAGUACAUUCAAGAAUGUGCCAAAGCAAUACAUCAGGUUUGAAGGCUGGGGACACAGACACACAGUGGAACCAAAAUGAUUACACACUUACUCCAAAACAACUGUUUCAAGCCUGUGUUAUAACCAAGGUUUUAAAACACAUUCCCCUAACCUUAAUGAACUUCAGUACCAUUUUCACUGCACCCUCAUCAUUGUGGAGCUGAACCUUGAAAUACUAUCAAUACUAUAGAGCAGCCCUCGUCUCCAUGUUAGUCUGCAUCUAUUGCCGUUCCCCAUGAAGAUACUGUGGUAUGGUACAAACUGGCGCAUACAAAAGGCUAAGGAAACUGUUUUGGAGUUGUUCACAGUUGUUCAAGAUCAUACGGUUUUGCUGAAAACAUUGGAAAUUAAGUUAAACUACACAAUGAUUUGAGAGCAGUGACGCUAAUUAAAGGUAUGGAAAAUAUUUAAACUGUGGGGAACUUGAAAUUGUUGCUGAUUUUUUUCUUUUUUUUUCUUUGAGAUUAUCUCAUCUGUUUUUUAUUUUCAUCAAAAGUAUUUUUAGUUGCAUGUUGUAAGACUUUUUCAAUUCUAAUAAGGAUGUUUAUUAUGCAUCCAAGCUGCUAUUGGAUUGAGACCAGGGCUGCGUCCUCAUUUUUUUACACGCAUACUACAAAUGGGUGAAAACAAACUCCUAGACAUGAAGAGAUCCCCAACCCCUACAAGAUGGCCAGACAGGUGCACUUCUCAAAGGGGUAGCCAGGGGGCACUAUAAGACACAGUCCUUAUGUAUAUACUUACUAAGAGUCAGGAGGCAGGUGAAUGUGUUUACAUGCUGUUAUUCUGAGCUUAGGAAAGAGCGAGUCCCCUGUCAAUUAGAAUUCGAAAGACUGCUCACAAUGAGGUAUUCCAUCUGCAAAAAAACACAGCCUGUAAAAGUCUGUUUCAUCUGAACUGAACUCAAGCACUGUCAGAUACCAACUGGUUUGUAAUCUAAUCUGUAACUGGAUGUUACACAGAGAUCGUUCUUUUAAGAAACGGGAAGUUUGAAUAUUGUCAGACUGUCAAAGUGUUGUGUUGUGUAGCAUGUUUACAGUAGCUAACAGGUCUGUAGUUUGUUUAUUUGUAACUAUUUGCUUUUUGCACAUCAGCAUUUUUUUUCUACUGAUGAAAACCUAAGAGACUUCGAAACUUUUCCAAUUCACCUCUGACCAUUGAUGGUAAAGUAAAACAAAUCAUUUGACUUGUAGGUGUCCAUGAAGGUAAAGACUAACUUGUUUAAUGUGUUGCAGAAAAAGCAGUUGAACUGAAAUUAGUUAUAUGCUUCAUAAAUCAAAUUGCUAAAGAAUAUAAAAUGCAAUAUGCAGCAAAGAAAGGAUUUUUUUAUAAGGACAGAUUUGUUUUAAUACAUUGUUUUCUAUAAUUAAAUCCCAGCUAACCUUUGAUUAAUUUAAAACUGGUAUUAGGAUUGUGGCGCCGUAAUUGAAAAUUAGUUGAUUUCUUCAACAUGUGGGAAUAUCUCAAUGUGUGCAAAUAUCUUCCUUUAUAUGGAGCCAAAUCUACCCAUGUGCACUAUGGGCUGAUUUGUAUAAUCAGAACAUGCUCUGUGGGGACUCCAAGCACUCCCCAUCUCGACCAUUAGGAGUCACUAUGACUCAAAAGGAAACAUUGCAAGUAGAAGAGUGGGCUGUUUAAGAAAGGAAUUGCAAUAUGUAGGAUGAAUAGGGAAUACUGCAAACUGUGAUUUGCCAUGUAUAUUUAAGUUGGAUACAUUUUUUAUGUCAUUGAUUAUAAUGUUAUGCAUUUUAAACGCAGAGAAUUGUAUCAGCUUUCUAGAUUGAUUUAAAGUUGCUCCACUUUUGGGCUAGAUACAUUGUUUUUACUUUAUGUAACCAUAUUUUUUUAUAUAAAUCUAUUUCACAGUGUUGAUUUAAUUGUAAAAGGGAAUCCUUUCAAUUCUGCAUUCUGUUCCACCUAAUGAAAAACAUGUUACACAUGUAUUCCAAAUGUUUUUGUUGGCUCUGCUCCAAUAAAUAAUAUACAAAUA